AAUCAAAGCAAUUGGAUCAACUUGGCAGGACAGGAGGGAGGGGGAGGAAUAAAGAUAAAGAAAGUCUCCAUAAAGAAAUGUGUGAGUCUGCUGUUUUCCAGCAGGCAACUGGUGCAACGUAAACGCACAGAAAAGAAACAAAACACACCACACCACACCAGAUCUACUUCCUCCGCGUCCUCAGAUCUCACAUCCUUCUCCUCAAGCUUCCUUCUUUGCUCAAAACCCUAAUUUAUUCAUAAUUACACACACCGCAUCGCAUCGAUUCAAGACGAAAUCAUUUGUAUCGGAAUAUUAUGCAUAGCAUAGCUUUCCUAAUCUAAUCUGAUUAAUACUGUAAAAGAGAAGAUCGUAAUUUGAUUUUGAUUUCGAUUUGAUCAUCGAAGAGAUCUACCUACCUAGAAAUACGCUGUCAUGGGUGCAUCUCAGUCCGCACAAGUGUUGGAAGACGAGGACGAAGACGAAGAUGAGGAGGAGGAGGAGGCUGAGCAGGAAGAAGACCAUACUAGCCGAAGAAAUGACCCAAGAAGAGAAUUAGGCGAUACCAGUUUGGUGAAGAAGGUUCUAGAACAGGAGCCAGAGAUGUUGCCCUGCCACGCCUCGGCAUCCCCGCUCUCCCCCCAGCUCUCCUCCUUCGGCACUCCUCGACUCGGACCUUCGAUCAAGGUCUGGGACCCUUACAAUGUUCUCGCUCCUCCUCCUCCUCCGCCGCCGUUGCCUUUCUCUAGGAGCUUUUCGUCGGAUGUGCUUCUUAACGAUGCUCGGACCAUUACAGAGGUGUUCUUGAUCAGUCACGGAGAUUGGCACAUGAAUUUGAGACCAGAUUUGAUUGCCGGUAGGUGUCCCGAUGCUGCACUCACCCCCAAUGGGAAGCGCCAAGCUAGAGCUCUUGCUGUCUUCUUGAAAUCACAGGGUGUUCGAUUUAAUGCUGUUUACACUUCGCCAUUGGAUCGGGCUCGAGCAACUGCUGUUUCCGAGAUGAACUUAGCAGAGGAACAAAUACAGUCCUCAGAUGCACUUCUGGAGAUGAGUCAGGGACACUGGGAGGGCUGCCACCGGUCAGAAAUAUACACACCUGAAAUAGUGAGCUUGAUGGACCGGUUCCAGCCUGAUUUCUCUGCACCAUCGGGGGAAUCACUGAGGCAAGUGGAAUUCCGAAUGGUCCAGUUCUUAAAUGGGACGGUUUUGGGACUGCCUGAAAAAUUUAUAUCAGAUUUUUCGCCACCCUCGCAGCAUGAGAAUCAAGAGUUUUCGCACCACAAUUCUCAUGCACAUACAAACUCAAUUCAUGACGGGGAUGGGCCUUCUCUCCCACCACCCAACUGGGAUUUGCUUCACAGGAAUCGACAGGGGCUUUCAAAGAAAAAAUCUGGUAAGAGCAGGCUACAGUUUGUGACUACAACCGGAGAUCAUGAGGCUGAUGAUGAGAUGUCUCCUCGAGUACCCCACAGCCAAAUCGAUCUUAAUGAAAUAAAUGUCAGGGGUUCUUCUUCUUGUGUCUCUUCUUCUAUUGGUGUUUUCACUCACUCAGUUCCGAUUAAGUGUCUUCUCACAGGCCUCCUUGGGUGCAGCCCAGCAAUGUCACAUAGGAUCUGCAUAGAAGAUUCUUCCAUAACGGUGUUACAACAUUCAUGGAAAAUGGGUUGGCAGAUAAAGAGAUUGAACGAUACAGCACAUCUCAGGCUCCUCUAGUCAGAAACUAUGAGAACCAUCACACUUGCAAAAAAAUGGAAUGCAUAUUGUUGUUUGGAAAUUGCCUUUAUUGGGACAUAACAUAUGGAUUGAAAUUGAACCCUGCAAUCCAUGCUUCACAUGAUACAGUGAUGUUUUUACUCUUUGUAACCUUGUCAUAUUUAUUUCCAGGUUACCAACUCUGCAGAAAAAAAUAAUUUUUAUGCCAGAGUUUGGGAUCUAGGUCCUGGGUGAUUCUUUUGAUUUGUAGCAUUUUACGAAUGUUGUUAAUUAUAGAGUGAGACACAUAUUUCCUUAUUUGGGAGUAUAAUAAAUUGUUUUGGCUAUACUCCCUGCAUUGGAAAGAUGGGGAGUUAUUGUAGCUUUAAAA
This is a messenger RNA of Camellia sinensis, 2062 nucleotides long. RefSeq lists its product as uncharacterized. The record is from RefSeq and is a predicted model, not a curated record. NCBI's taxonomy places the organism in Eukaryota, Viridiplantae, Streptophyta, Magnoliopsida, Ericales, Theaceae.